GCGGUGCUCAUACAAUUAAUUUCGUAUUCUCUUAUCAAUCCAUCUACAAGUACUUUUUUAUUAUUUCAGUCUUUGUUCUGUCUACAUAUCCCCUAAAUUACAUUCAAUAUGCGUAAUCAAUCCAUUCUUUCCUUCGCGCUGGUCGCAUUCGCCUCUACCUCCCUUGCUACCCCAUCCGUAGUUGAGAGGGGUAUGCCCAUCGAGGACCUUCACGCUGCAAUUGUUUCCGCUGGGGCAGAAUUCGACCAGCUAACAGCUCGUGGCCAAGCCGAAUUUGCUUCCCUCGCUGCCUCUGCAGUUGAAAGAGAUGUUGAAGCGCGGGCAAACGACGCCGCCUCACUACUUGCCCUUCUCCCAGCAGGCCACGGUUCCUCGAAACGUGAGCCAGAAGAGGAAUCCAAAAGAGCCGAUACUGCCGCUGGUCUUUUAGCUCUCCUUCCAGCAGGACAUGGCUCUGACAAGAGAGCCGAUACUGCCGCUGGUCUUCUUGCCCUCCUCCCAGCAGGCCAUGACAAGAGAGCUGAUAGUGCAGCUGGUCUUCUCGCUCUCCUUCCAGCUGGCCAUGAAAAGCGUGAACCAUCUGAAGAGGAGGUUAAGAGAGCUGAGAACGCCGCUAGUCUUUUGGCUCUCCUUCCAGCAGGUCAUGGCUCUGAUAAGAGAGCCGAUACUGCCGCUGGCCUUCUCGCCCUCCUCCCAGCAGGCCAUGACAAGAGAGCUGAUAAUGCAGCUUCUCUCCUCGCAUUGCUUCCUGCUGGGCAUGGUUCUGACAAACGAGAGCCAUCCGAAGAGGAGGUCAAGAGGGCUGAAAGCGCCGCCGGCCUUCUUGCUCUUCUUCCAGCAGGGCACGGCUCUGGUUAGAUUCGAUUGAUUCGAUGUGGAAAAUAAUAGACGGUUUCAAACGACUAUACUAUGGGCCAACACAAUUUGGAUGAUUUCUAUUGAGCUCAGAGAUUGGAAUGCUGCUGGAUACAGUUUUAUAGAUAAUACGCUCCUUUACAACUCAAAUAUUUAAUCAUUAUUUUACAAUAUAAACACUCAUACA
Botrytis cinerea B05.10 is the source of this 1042-nucleotide messenger RNA. RefSeq lists its product as hypothetical. The transcript has a single exon. The record is from RefSeq and is a predicted model, not a curated record. Bases 109 to 858 code for a protein of 249 amino acids. Lineage: Eukaryota; Fungi; Ascomycota; Leotiomycetes; Helotiales; Sclerotiniaceae.